Molecule: messenger RNA, 1509 nt
Organism: Anopheles darlingi
Lineage: Eukaryota; Metazoa; Arthropoda; Insecta; Diptera; Culicidae
Exons: 2
Coding region: 174-683 (169 amino acids)
Source: RefSeq, a predicted model, not a curated record
AUCGCGGGCCAUCGACCACAAUAAAUACCGUGCACGAGCCAUCAGCAGCUGGGGCAAAGCCAGGUGCAGUGCACUGUAUCCAGAUCGACAAACACUGUGAGGCUAGCGACGCCUGCCCCCAAUUUCGAUACCACUCGGUUAUUCUCCACGGUCGGACCAGCACCAUCAAGGCGAUGGCAUUCGUGGACGAAGGGUCGUCUUUCACGUUGGUGGAGGAGGACCUCGCGGACGAGCUCGGCCUAGACGGGCCCAACCAGCCAUUACAUCUGCAAUGGACGGGAGGGAUUACUCGCGUGGAGAAGAGAUCACGCGUCGUGACCCUAAAGAUCUCGGGAACGCCACAGGGUCACCAGUACACUCUGUCCGGAGUGAAGACCGUACAGAAGCUGGAACUACCAGCGCAGACCCUCGACAGCGAAGUUCUACAAUCAAAAUACCGGCACCUGCGGGGCGUGCGACUGGAACCGUACACGAACGAGCGCCCCAAACUCCUCAUCGGGAUUGGGCACCUACAAGUAGGGCUGGUACUGAAAUGUCGAGAGGGCACAGCGAACGACCCGGUAGCCGUUAAAUCCCGCCUGGGGUGGACCGUUUGCGGGGGCGCUGACAAGGUGCAUAACGUAGCAGCCGUCCAGUCUCGGAGUAACGAAAGCCACAAGAGUGACGACAACGGAGGACGCUAGGUGUCUGGAGCUGCUAACGGCCCGCACCAGGCUGGUGGGUGACCGAUACGAAACCGGCCUACUUUGGCGAGAGGACGACGGAACCUUGCCCAACAGCCGCCCGAUGGCGCUACAACGUUUCCAACAACUACAGAGGAGAAUGAAGAGAAGUCCGGAGUUCGCACGCACCUUGAAAGAGAAAAUAAAGGAGUAUGAAGAGAAACGAUACAUAAGGAAAUUAAGUGUUAGCGAGGAGCAGCAAGACGAGCCGAGACGGUGGUACCUUCCUAUCUUUGUGGUGACAAAUCCGAAUAAACCCGGGAAAGUUCGACUCGUCUGGGACGCGGCAGCAGAGGUGCGGGGAACCUCCCUAAACUCAGCGUUGCUAACGGGGCCCGACCUGCUCUCUAGCCUGUUCGAGAUUCUGAUCCGUUUCCGGGAAGGAAGGAUCGGGGUAACGGGGGACAUCCGUGAGAUGUUCCAUCAAGUGCGGAUACGUCCCGAAGAUCAGUCAAGCCAAUGUUUCUUAUGGGAAAACGAACACGGUGAGGUGGAGACCUACGCGAUGCAGGUGAUGACGUUCGGUGCCCGCUGCUCGCCCAGCACCGCUCAAUACGUGAAGAACAUCAACGCCCAGCGGUUCGCAGAAACCCACCCUAAUGCCGUUAAGGCUAUCAUCCACGCACACUAUGUCGACGACAUGCUGGUGAGCGUCGAUCGCGAGGAGGAGGCCAUACAACUAGCCCUGGACGUCGCGCACGUACACCGCGAGGGAGGGUUCGAGAUUCGCGGUUGGAUUAGCAACUCGCCCCAGGUGUUAAGCGCCCUACACGGAGAACCUGAAGAA